UUUCAGAUAUAAAGAAGGGGGAACCAACAUAAAUGGAAUGCUCCAACUUGCAUAUAGUACAUAUCAAUACAUACUGUCAUUGAGUGAGAUCAUCAAUUCUAAGCUCUGAAUUAAGUGAAUUUUGAUUUUUUACCAUACGAGAUCAAAUAAUUAACAUGGUAAUACAAAAUAUUGCCAUUUUAUUUUUAUUAAUAACACAUACAUUAUCUGCACCAAGUGGAUGCAUAGAAUCUUGUACUUCUUAUCUGACACAAUAUCAAACGUCUGGAAGUUUACAAAAACAUGCUGAUUUAUCACAAACUGCUUCACAUUUACAAAGUCUUGAUUAUUCAAAACCUGGAACAUGGUCUGAACAUAAUGAUUAUAAUGUAGAUAAUGGACAUGGAAAAGUACAUGAAGAACGAGGUCAAUAUGUUGAAGGUCCCAAGACAGUAAGAUAUUAUAAGAAAAAUUAUUCUUCUUAUGAUACACGCUAUCCUGUUGGUGAGGAAAUAUCAAAUUUUAAUCAAAAUAAUAAUAAACAUAUAUCCAAUGCAGAAGAUAUAGUUAAUCAACAUAUUUAUAAUCAAAUGAGUAAUUCAGAAUCAAUUAUACAGCAAAAUAAAUACAAUACAAUAAAAAGUCAACCAUAUAUUGAAUCAUCAUAUAGAAAAACUAAUGUUCAAAAUGAAAGACUUGAAAAUCUUGGAGAAUAUAGUAAAAAUUCACAGAUUAAUCAACAAGGUAUAUCUAAUCCUAAUACACAAAUUUUACAAGAACCCUAUCAUAUUAAUAAGCAGUCUGGAAAUUGGAGUACAAUAGAUUCAUAUAAAACUGAUGGAGGACAUGGCCAAGUAUUUGAAGAAAAAGGUCAAUAUGUAUCAGGAGCUAAAAAAAUUCGUUAUUAUAAAAGAAAUUAUACUUCUAACUACAGUUCAUCUGAUGGAAUGCCUAUUCCUGAUAUUACUAAAAAUGGAAUGCAAGAUAUACAAACAAAAAUAGACAAAUUUCAUAAAGAAAUUGGAAAAGGAUUUGAUCAAAUUUCUACACAAACCAUAGGAUCCAGUAAUAUUGAACAAACACAUUUCAAUAUUCAUGAUUUGCCUAUUGAUAAUAUUUAUAAUAAAAAUAGUGAUAAUUAUAGAGACCAAUAUAAUUAUAGAAGUUCAAGAAUACAUCAUAAUGAAGAACAACAAUCUUCAGACAUAACAAAUGAACAUUUACCUUAUAGGAAUCCUUACCAAAAUUCUUAUGGUGAAAAUAGUUACAGUAUGUAUGAAAAACAUGAAGGAUAUGUAAAAAAGCUUCAACCAACUAAUCAACUUAUUAAUCCUACAUCAGGAUAUACUAGCACACUCAAUGUUGGAAAUAAUGAUUACAAUAGAAAUAAAUUUAGUGGAUCAAUUUUACAACACACAGAUAAUUUACAACAAACAGAUAUUUUAGAUGCACAUCAAUCAAAAUUUGUUCAAAAUCAAAUGUUGGUCGACAAUUUAAGAAAUAAUGCUCAGAGUCAAAGCAGCAUAAUUCAUUCAAGCAUACCAAAACAAGUAUCUCAUUAUAAAGAACACUGGAGUUCUAGUCAUACAAAACAAGCAUCUGUACCUCUAUAUUCUACUGAUAUUUUACAUAACAACAAAGAACAUUUUCAAUACAAUAAUGAUCAAUACAACAACAAAUAUAAUUUAAACCAAGAUAUACGACAUGAUAGUAAUUUAAAUCAAUUCAGAGAAAAUGAUUUCAAUAGUGAUAGAAACAUAAUAUCACAAAAAUUAAUGACUAGUGUAAGUGAUUUAAGUGAGAUAGGAGAUACUAUAGAUUGUGCACAUAAUUCACAACAUUCACAUGGCAAUUCACAAUAUUUAAAAAAAUAUAAGCGCAGUGUAAUACAUAACAAAGAAGACGAAGUGCAACAAAUAGUAAAUAAAGACAUCAUGAAUGAUUUUAAUCAACAAACUACACAAAAUGAUUAUUUUACACAACAGAAUUCAAGAAAUAAUGAAAAAUUAAAUCAAGAAUUACAACAAUCUUAUCAACCAUGGAAAUUAAAUCAACAAUUAAAUGAUUUUACCCAGCAAACAACUGAAAUUGAUGACCUCACGCAACAAACUUCUGGAAAGUUUGAAUUUGGUCAAGAUUCACAACAAAUAUCUCAAUUAUGGAAACCAAAUAAUGCCAACCAACAAUUUAAUAAUUUUAAUCAGAAAACAAGUGAAUCUGAGGAUUUUACUCAACAAAUUUCUGGAAAGAUUGAAUUUGAUCAAGAUUCACAACAAUCUUAUCAAUCUUGGAAACCUAGUAAUAUUAAUCAACAAUUAAAUAAUUUUUCUUGGCAAACAAGUGGAUCUGAUGAUCUUACACAACAAACUUUUGGAAAGAUUGAAUUUGGUCAAGAUUCGCAACAAUCUGGAAAAUCCAAUAAUGCUAAUCAGCAAUUAAAUGAUUUCACUCAGCAAUCAAGUGAAAUUGAUGAUCUUACACAACAAACUUCUGGAAAGCUUGAAUUUGGUAAAGAUACAGAACAAUCCCAUCAAUUUUGGAAACAAAAUAGUAAUAAUAAUAAUAAUAAUAAAGAAGAUUAUACCCAGCAAAAAAGUAAUUUUGAUGAUUUUAAUCAAUAUAUCUCCAAAAAUCUUGAGUUUGAUCAAAAAUUACAACAAUCUUAUCAAUCUUGGAAUACAAAUAAUGCUGACCAACAAUUAAGUCAUCUUAACCAGCAAAAAGAUGGAUCUGAGAAUCUUACUGAACAAAUCUCUGGAAAACUUGAAUUUGAUCAAGAUUCACAACAAAUAUAUCAACCAUGGAAAUCAAAUAAUGCUGAUGAUGAUCAAAAAUUCGAUGAUUUUAUUGAACAAACAAGUGAAUCUGAGAAUCUUAACAAAUCUCAACAAAUCUCUGACAAAUUCAAAUUUGAUCAGAAUUCACAACAAAUAUAUCAACCAUGGAAAUCAAAUAAUGCUAAUCAAAAAUUUGAUGAUCUUAUUGAGCAAACAAAUGAAUCUGAGAAUCUUACUGAACAAAUCUCUGGCAAACCACUUGAAUUUGAUCAAAAUGUACAACGAGCAUAUCAAUCAUGGAAAUUAAAUAAUACUAAUCAACAAUUAGUUCAUUUUACUCACCAAACAAGUGGAUCUGAGGAUCUUACUCAACAAAUUUCUGGAAAGUUUGAAUUUGGGCAAGAUUCACAACAAACAUAUCAACCAUGGGAAUCAAGUAAUGCAGAUCAACAGUUAGUUCAUCUUACUCAAACAAGUGGAUCUGAAGAUCUUAUUCAACAAACUUCUGGGAAAUUUGAAUUUGGACAAAUAUCACAACAAACUUAUCAACCAUGGAAACCAAAUAAUCCUAAUCUGGAUUUUACAGAAGAGAUUGAUGAUUUUACUAAACAAAGUACUGGUAAAGUUGAAUUUAAUCAAGAAUCAGAAAAAGAUUCAUCUUUGCAAAUAAGUGUUAUACCAGAAUAUUUGGGAAAUGAUUCACAUUUUCCAAAACCUGCAGAUAAACCCAAACCAAGAUCAAGAUAUUCAAGAUAUGGAUCACAUCAUAAUGUACAUAAUAUUGAUGAUGAAGAUAUUAUGAAUCACAAUAAUGAAAAUAUUGAUGCAUCACAUAUUUAUGAAUUACCUCCAAAUAUGGAUGUAGAAGCUGAUAAUAACAAAGGAAAUCAAAAUACAACAAAAAAUCAAGAAGAAAAUGAAAAUAUAGAUUUGUCUAAAAAUUUAAAUCAACAUAGUGGAAGUAAUUUAUAUGAUAUUGAAGGAAGUAAUGUAGACCAAGUAAAUUGGUUACACAAAUCAAAUGAUGCAACUGUAGGUUUACAAUGGCAUUAUACAUAUCAUCCAAGUGACCAAAGGCAAUUUGUACAACAAACAGAACAAAAAGAUAAAGAAAAUUUGCAAGAACAAUCACAAUUUUUUAAUUUAGAGCAAAAUAAAGAAACACAAAAUAAAUACAUAAUGGAUAAUUCACAUCAACAAUCAGAUUGGGAAUCUGUACAACAAACAGAACAAAAAGAUAAAGAAAAUUUGCAAGAACAAUCACAAUUUUUUAAUUUAGAACAAAAUAAAGAAACACAAAAUAAAUACAUAAUGGAUAAUUCACAUCAACAAUCAGAUUGGCAAUCUGUACAACAAACAGAACAAAAAGAUAAAGAAAAUUUGCAAGAACAAUCACAAUUUUUUAAUUUAGAGCAAAAUAAAGAAACACAAAAUAAAUACAUAAUGGAUAAUUCACAUCAACAAUCAGAUUGGCAAUCUCAAAAUUAUAUGUUUAAACAAAAAGAUAAAUCUUUAAGAAAUGAUUAUCAAAAUGAAAAUAAAUUUAUAUCUAAUGAACAAAUAAAAGGAAAUUUACAGGCAGAUGCUGGAAUUUUUAAACCAGAACCUAAAUUACAGCCAAGAAUCCUAGAAGUUUAUGGAGGUGGACAAUAUGAUCCAACACAUAGCGAUGAUAUAUAUUCAAAAGUAACAAUAAAUCCUAGUGCUACAUUAGCAUCUAUAAGCAAUACAGAUCCAUGGGAUAUUAGGGAAAAACCAGAAAUAUUAACAACAACUGAAUCAAUACCACCAUUAUCUGUAGAACCACUGGACACAAAUAUUACUACUGAAGCACCUCAUUCAUCAUCCAUUUGGUCAAGAAUUAGUCAUAAAAUAUCAACUACAAUAGAUAAAGCUAAAGAAAAGGCUAAAAAUAUUUUUGGAUAAAUAUAAAUUUUUAAAACAAA
This is a messenger RNA of Apis mellifera (honey bee), 4702 nucleotides long. RefSeq lists its product as uncharacterized. Lineage: Eukaryota; Metazoa; Arthropoda; Insecta; Hymenoptera; Apidae. The transcript has 2 exons. Bases 156 to 4682 code for a protein of 1508 amino acids. The record is from RefSeq and is a predicted model, not a curated record.